Molecule: messenger RNA, 1368 nt
Organism: Capronia epimyces CBS 606.96
Lineage: Eukaryota; Fungi; Ascomycota; Eurotiomycetes; Chaetothyriales; Herpotrichiellaceae
Exons: 7
Coding region: 1-1368 (455 amino acids)
Molecular function (GO): FAD binding; monooxygenase activity
Source: RefSeq, a predicted model, not a curated record
AUGGCUGUUCAGAACGGAGCAGAUGAGCAUGAGCAUGGCCCUCAGCCUCAGCCUGAGGGCAAGCCUGAGGGCAAGCCGCUCCGCGUCGCCAUCGUGGGUGGUGGGCCGGCGGGACUCGGGGCUGCAAUUGCGUUGUCGAAACUGCGGGAUAUAGAGGUCCGCGUUUUCGAGCAGGCCAGCGAACUCCGCGAGAUCGGAGCGGGCAUUCGCAUCGGGUAUAAUUGCUGGAGAGUGCUGGAGCUGCUGGGCGCCGCGGACCGAGUCAAGGGUCAUCACAAGACGUCGAUUGUCCAUCGGAAUGGCCUCACCGGUGAAGUCGUCGCCAGCUCGGGGCCCACCCCAGUUCCAUUCCGAUACCAGGUCCGACGGGUGCGAAGGACUCGUCUCCAGCAGGCACUGGUCUCCCAGGUACCUGGCGGCAUCAUCAACCUCAACAAGCACGUUUUGUCGAUAGAGGAUCUGGGACAAUCUCAGCCUGGGGCGGGUGGUGUGCGUAUCGCGUUCCGUGACGGCACAGAGACCACGGCCGACUUGGUUGUCGGUGCAGAUGGCAUUCGGUCGGCAAUUCGGGACAGCAUCUUUCCAGACCACAAGAUCCAGUUCACAGGCACCAUCAUCUGGAGGGUCCUGAUCCCGACACGCACGAUUGCCCAUAUCCCCGACCUGAUCUCUUCGACUUCAUGGUGGCAUGGUCCUGAAGGACAUGUUUUCCACUCGCCCGUCGAUGACCCUGCCGAGGUGGCCGAGGAGGAAAGGUUGUCCGAGCUGUCGGCAAGGAACUUGGUCGAUCCUGCAACGGCCACGGGAAAGAAGUUCAGCUGGGGUGUUCCUGCAACAAAUGAGAGAGUAGAGUCGCACUUCAAGGACUAUGACCCCAGAAUCCGAGAAGCGCUGGGCCAGGUCCCAGAAGGCCAGUGGAAAGAAUUCUCGGCAUUUGCCGGUCCAAGAUUGGAGACGCUCACGGGCUGGGACAAGGUGGUGUUGCUAGGCGAUGCUAGCCAUCCUCUUUCAGGCGCCUUCGGAUCUGGGGCUGCGUUUGCUCUCGAAGACGGCUGGAUCCUCGCUCGGGCAAUCGAGCACGCUCGUUCUUCUGGACAGCCACUGGCCAAAGCCCUCGAGAUAUUCGAUGCCAUCAGGUCCCCAUAUUAUCGGAGAAUGUAUGAGCACCUCGACAGCCAGAAACAAAAACUGCAAGAUCAACAGGCAAAAGCCGCCGACUCUCUUGUCGGCACUGCCACCUUUACUUCGACUUUGCAGCAGAGAGUGGCUGCAUUUGGUGGUGAGGAAGGACUGCCCUGGAUAUACUACAACGACAUCGAAGACGUGUGGAAGCAAUUCUUGAAAGGUCAGUCGGGGGCGUCGUUGUAG